AUGGCGGCGUUUAUUACCGAUCUCAUGCAGUCUAUUUUUACGCCCGGCCCAACCCCCACUCUCCUCGUCGCAACAAACAUAUCAUUUGCAUGCCUCCAAGUCGUACUCCUUAUGCUCUUGAUCGCAACCUACAGCAUACAUUUCAUCAUACUGUCCUUCUUGAGCGCCGGACUCUGGUGGGCUAUCAACUGGUUCGCGGUGGAGCUCAGAGCUGCGGAAGAGGCGGAGGCUGAGAAGAAACGCCGGCUGGCAGAGACGGGGUUAGGAUCAGAUAGUGAGACUGAGGCGGAGACAGUGAUUGAAACGGGGGAUGUUGGAGUGGGGAGUAAAGAAGUAGAGGUUCUGGAGGCCAGGGGAGAGUUGAAAGACCGUGCAAGCUUGGGUGGAAGCAAGUCGGAACUCAGCACAGAGGACGAAUGGGAGAGAGUUAGUGAGAACGAGAAGGAUAAAUGA
Molecule: messenger RNA, 453 nt
Organism: Lachnellula hyalina
Lineage: Eukaryota; Fungi; Ascomycota; Leotiomycetes; Helotiales; Lachnaceae
Gene: PKR1
Product: V-type ATPase assembly factor
Exons: 1
Coding region: 1-453 (150 amino acids)
Biological process (GO): vacuolar proton-transporting V-type ATPase complex assembly
Cellular component (GO): endoplasmic reticulum membrane
Source: RefSeq, a predicted model, not a curated record